AGCCUCCGGGUUCCGGCGGCGGGCAAAGCGAAAGUAGUCUCUGCGCGCGCCGGAUCGAACGCAACGGCGCGCACCUGCCUGGGAUACGCGUUCCGCCGACGCUCGAGCGCACAAACGGUGUCCCGGGAAUGCGCGUCAGGUGAGCGCGUAGUGUGUGUGCCUGCACCGCCGACCCACCGUCCAUCUGCACCAGAGCGGCCUCACUCGUUCUGCGAAGAUCGCCCGGCGGGUCGCGGGAGAGUGCGUACAUCGAGAAAAAAAGGCCGAGAAGGUUGGAAGGCAUCGGCAGCAUGUGGUUUCGGCGGCCGUCGCAAGUGCUGUGCCCUUUGCGGGCGGCGGCCACCUGUUCCACGGCGCCGGCCUGAGCCCCGGUCGUCUUUGAUGCGCAAACAAGCUUCGACACACUCGGCAACAAAGGGUUGGGAAUGUGCCAGCUCGUCGACGAUCGGGGAUUAGGAGGAGACCAGAAGCCAAAGCCAACGCGACUUCGUUCCCCGAUGGACGGCGCGAGUGGCUCUAACUGGACGGACGUCAGCGACCAGGAAGCCGGCGGUCCGUUCUCGUCGGCCGCGGUGACGGCGUCGGUGUCGGGCGGCACGGGCUUGUCGCUGUCGACCAGCUCGACGCCGUCGCCGUACCUGUACCACGGCGGCCGAGUGCUCUACACCACGUCCACCCUGACACCGGAGGCGGCCCGGUCGCAGUACUACGCCGCCUACGACCCCAUGACGGGGCUUCGCAUCGCGGCCACCCUCGGUGCCAUCAUCACGCUCUUCACACUUUUCCUCAUCUACAAGAGCAAGUGCCGGCCUGCCAAGCCCACGGAGCCCCAGGAAGGCGUCUAGCAGGCGAAAAUGGGGGGGAGGGCACCCUAUGUGGUCACCGCCCUGCAGGCACGCACGCGCAGAGUAACAACGUUCACGUACCGGGUCCCUUCAGCGUAUACUUGGAAUCAAUAAGCGCGAGUUACAGUCGGCUGCGCAUUUUUUUAGAGCGCCAAAGGUUCCCAAGAGUCAGUCACGCUUGAUGAGAGCUGAUCCCGGUUAUCUCAAUGAGUUCCUCAAUGCAUCACGAAUGCGCCACGUCUGCGAAUGAAGCCUGGUCACACAAGAAAAGUCUGGAAUUGCAUCUGGCAAAUCCGGUGCCUACUAUCAUACGUGGAACAUUGACGUGAAGAAUAAUACCCUUUUGUACUUCGAUAAAGAAGUAAGAGUUGGGUAUCACCUAACUCUUCUUCCUGAUAGCGAGUGUUCUUGAGCAUCUAAGCGAGGCUUUUUCUUUCUUUCUUUUUUUCUUGUUCCAUAAACCUUACGCAAACAAUGGAGUCAUCUGCACCCUAAAUAUACGUAUUUAGGGUGCAGAUACGUAUUUUAGGGCGUGCUAGAUACGUAUUUUUUCUCUUAAAUUCUUCACAGGCAUACGUUCAUGCGUGGAGCGCGUUUGCUGUUGAUAGAAAUCCAGUUGUCGCCGCAUCCCACCCUGCGUAUUCGUAGCAUAGCGUGUGCGGAAAUUCUGCUAGGGGUCCAAAAGCUAAAGUUUUGCAAGAAGUACUUUUGUAUCCAGGUGUUGGCUUGCGCCUUUGAAGAACGCAAACUUUGGCUUCGGCUAAUGUUGAGAUUCAGAAAGAAAGCCUAUUUUUGUUCGCAAGCUUAUCUCUGGCAAGAGCAAAGAGCGGUAAUCCUGCGGAGCUCUGCGCUCGUCCAGCAAACAAUGUGGCCAGCCUUAAUGACUGGUGCCGAGCGCGUGUGUUUACAGAUUGGCAGUACAUGUUAUGCAGUACCUUCUUUAUUAUUUAUUUGUGUAUAUCUUGAUAAAUGUUCUUGUCAUAAAGCAGGUCUUAUUUCGAUCGGCUUAGGUGGUCAACCUCUCAUUCUCGCUAUUGUCCCAACACCAUUUGUGCCAUCUAUUUGCAUGGCCAGACAUGACAAAACUGUGCAUGUUUCCUGCUGGUUCGUCGAACGCUAGGGCACCCUCAGCGUAUGCGGCGCUAUCCGAAUUACAAAAUGUUGCCUGUAGUAGAAGCUUCGCGUUGUUCGUAAUUUAUACAACAAAACAGAUUUUGCUCGUGCGCACACAUUCAAGCCGCAAUUUUCAUGGAGGAAAUGUCGUACGCAAAGCGCAAAGGCCUCAAAGAGAACUACUUUUCACAGCAGGCACAAUUGGCCGGCUCAGUUUUACGUACUCCCACUCGCUAAAGUUUUAGGAAUAGGAAAGCUGCAAGGAAAUUCAAAUACUACGCCGCCUACGCAUGUAUCCCAGAUCUGUGACGUGCUUCACGCUCUGAAGUCUGGUGCAUACGCCGUGGACUUCCUGUCCUGACUGUAUACGCUUAAGCUGUGAAAUGUUUAAGCCUCUCCGCACGGUUUCUGCAUUGUGCACGCCCUUGUGAGCAGAUGUUUACAUCUUGGCUAUGGGUGUCGAGCUCAAGCCAUCAUCACAGCCAGUCAGUCUAUGCUAAUUAAGGCGCGACUUGAGUCUUCACAUCACAUCCCAGGCGCAGAUUUGUCAUUGCCUGCAUAUACAAUGCUCAAUACCCUGCAUAAUGUACGCUAUACGCUUCAUUUGCAUAGCAAUAGUCGUUAAAGCCAGGAGCUUGUGUUGAAAGCUCGUCUGAAUUCAUCUAAGGGGUUCCCAGUGGUGCGAAGACUCGAUGCGUGUGCCUAUUGUCUACAACUUUGGCCUUCUGUCUGCCAUUUUUCAAACCAAUGUGGCGCUCAAUGGUUUGUCAAAACAUAGCUGGUGAUUCCUUUCAGCAAGCGGGAGCGUCAAAAGCGCAUGUGCCAAUUAUUUCUGAGCGAUUGUUCGUGAAUUACUUAGUGCAAACGAAAAUAAUAAUAAAAGAAAACGAGGUCGUUCUCGUUCGUCGUUAUUCGAAACAUUCAGGUAUAUACGUUGUUCAAAAACGACGUGCGUGUAUGGCUGAACGAACGUAUGAGAACCAUCUGGUACAUCAGUUCUAAACACAUUUCCAGACGAGCCCUUUACACUUAAAGUGUCCUUGUUUUUUUUUUUUUUCGGUCGGUGAGGGAUUCUUUGUUCCUGUUGUUGGAAUUAAUUGGGUUAUUUGGCACAAUAGACUUUGGUAGAUUCCCGCUGCUUGACACGAAAUUUGCUCAUGGUCAACAAACAGGAAUCACCACAGCGCUCAUCCCGCAUGAAGAAGCUUUUUUUUGUUUUCUCUCCCGAAAGUACAACUGAACGAUCUGGGAAGGUGCUGUAAGGAUCCGGUGGACCCACUCGUUAAGAACUAGAUCGCUUGGCGAAACAAUACGUUCAUUAAUGCAAGCCAAACUUGGAUUAAUGUAGUGUAAUGCAUCACGUACUUACUUUGUGCGCGUAAACACAAAGUGAGUGCGUGAGUCUCUCCCACCCUUCAGACUCAUUUGCCUGCGGAACCAGACUCCCAGGUCACUCGAGGAGAAGGAUUUACUUAGAAAGCAAUCGCAUGCUUUGCUGUGACAAGGUGUUGUCGAGAAGGAGAUGUAUUCGAUGUUACGAAUAAGAAAACAUUUAUUUGUGUCGAUGCUUACGAAGCUCGACCAUUCUGGUUUCGCUGUCGCUCCAGACGAUGAUGAAAAAAUAUAUUUCUGACUUGCUGAACAUGUAUUGGCGUGACGUUUUAUGCCAACGCGCAGAUUACGUCGCUUGCUCACACUGGUAAACGUAGAACAGUUGAAACAGCGUCUAUUGGUCAUAUGCAUUGUCCCGCAUUCUCCUCCAAUCACAUGAUACCCUUGGCGGCAAGAGUAGUAAUCACUGGUUGAUGCAACAAACGGGCCGCAACAGACACACGUUUCUUCAGCAGACAUUGAACGUUGUAGCCGUUGAUCUGGCCGAGCUGGUCAAUGAAGCUCAAAAUCCACCCCUGGUGAGCUAAAGGGGUUGCCCGUACUGGCAGCAAUUCAAUGACGAUUGUACAUCUCGAUACGCCGCCGACUAUCAUUUAACAACUUAACUGCCGAUGACAAGGUAAUUCGUCGUGAACUUUCCGCAAUUUUUGCACAUACAUGUGUAUAGUAUGUGCAGUUUCUUGCGAUUUUCACAAAUAAAUAAUGCACGCUGACUUUUGAUUUUUCUUGCAGUAAGAACAUUAAAAAUGCAAUAGACAUUCCUGGUAUCAUAUAUUUUAGAAAAAAGCAUUGGCGCGAGACAUGCUGGUCUAGAAAAAAUGCGCACUUUAAAGAAAACUCAAAUUUCUCAUGGCAGUUAAAUGGUUAACGCGAACGGGCCUUUACAAUUCCAAUGAAGUGUGGGUGCGUGUGCGACAAGGAUAUAAAAUACGUAAAGUACUCAUUUCGUGAUAUAAUGUGACGCGAUAUAAUGUGACUCACCACACAAAGCUCUACGUGCUCAUAUGUUCAGGCAAGCUCAGAUGUGCGCAAACCAUGGGCGACCACACAAAUUCAUUAGUGCACACUCGUCGAGGGACCCGGUGCGAGACGACGUGCCCUCAACCGCUGCAGCCUGUUCCUUCCCCGCGCCGCGUGACGUCAAAGAAACACUCGUAUGUGUGCGCGUGUGUGUGACUGAGCGUGCCCUCCUCUGACUAUAGGUGUGAUCGGUGUGUCAUGUGUUUUAACGCACGCUCCCUGCAUUGACGCAUGUGUGACCGCAAUAUAUGAGUGUGUGUGCUCGUCUGGACGAAUUGUUGUGCUGUUGUAUACAUCCACGGCGUGGAUGGCGACACCGGCAGACCGCGCCUUCUCAAAGCUCAGUUAUUGGCUUGCUGAACUAAACUGUUCUUGUAACGUUGACUUCCGUGGCGAUCAAUUUAAGGCUGUUCUUUUCAUUUCGCUUUGGUGAGUGCCCGUUGAACAAGUAUAGUCUUUAUUAGUAAGUAUAGGCUUUAUUAGUAAAGUUCUUCAACGCGACGGUUACUAUGCACGCUUGCAUUAGCUGAAUGAUUUCGUGUCAUUGCAGUGUUAACACCAACUUUUUACUAAACUAUAGACCUGCAUAGCCGCCAAGCAAAAUGUGAAUGGCGUUUUGUACGUAUACCGCAUGAUUUAAUGUAAAAGAAAAUUGUCCAGAACAGAGCUUCGAGAGUGAGCCUAAUUAAACCGACACUUUACUUACUCAAGAGCGUCACGUUGUGCUGAUCGUCAGCCGUUUCAUCGAUAUGUAUUCAUAAAAUGAAGUAUUUAGCGAAGGAUUAAUUACGCGACGCAUCGUUCUUACCAGGCCUGCAUCCUUUCCAAACAGCUCUAAGAAGAACAUUCUGUGGACUAAGUUUCGUUCCUGUAUAAUGCGAAAAUGUUGUUUCCGUGUGGUCGAAACUAUUUUCUCACUGUGUGAAAACAAAGCACAUGGCCAAGUGCGUUUUCUAUCUGAGGAAGCGAAAGACAGCAUGGCGCUCUUUUAAAGAUUACAAGCGAAAGGAUAAAACUGAGCUCAACUUCAGGAUUAGUUAUAGAGAGCUACAAAAACAACAGCAUGCCCUCCUUGGGUUCAAAUCCGUUUCAGUUUGGCGCCAGUCUCUCGCCGCAUCCACGCACCCACAAUACACUGCGGUCCUAAUAUUAUCGACUUGGCGUCCUUGGUUUGCCUCACAUCGAGACCUCAAUUCCUGAAGAGUAAUGUCUGCGCGGCAGUCCAUGCGGGAAAAGAAAACAGGCCAGCUGCGUACUUGGAUUAGGAAUCACCAGAGCCGAGUAAAAAAAACUGCGCCAAUCACGCAAAUGUACAGGGCGAACUGUCGUAAUUAUCCCUUCUAGAUUACGACCGCGCGUACGGUAACGGCGCUUCGUGUUUCUCAUUUUCAUUUUUCCGGCAAAGAUGAAACAAGAGAAAGAGAACGGCCGCGUUGGUUCCAGCUUUAUUAUGCAAAAUGCUAGACCGCCAUUAUCUGUCUUCGUUGCCAUUCUUUCCUUUUCCAUUUAUAUAUUCUUUUUUUUUUCGGUGACCCCGCAGAGUCCGUACAGUUAGCCAGCGUAUCUGGCUCCCUGACUUAUCGAUCUUUGCUCGUGAAGCCGCUAGGAAUUAAAAAAAAAGCAGAAAGUGCACGGAAAACCAAUGCAUUUUUUGUGCCCUUUCUGUUCGAACGACGGCACUCUUUUUUUUUUUUUUUUUUUUUGUGCUCCCCUAUAACCGCCGAGUUCUAGAUCCAGUUAUCCUCGUUAUAGUUCCCUGGAUUGCAUGUUUUACAACACUUGCUGACACGUAAAAAAAAGUACAGCGAGAGGAGACGGUGCCACGGAAAGCGUACUAAGUGCGAUUCAUCGCUUGAAAACGCCAAUAACCUUCCGAGUCGUUUACGGCACCCAGGAAUUUAAUAGUCUCUCGCUCUCUUCUUUCCUCUUUUUUUCUUUCUCUUUCUCAUGUGCAAGCUACGCUGAUCUCAUUACGAACCUCACUGCUAUUGUGAAGCGUUGUGCCGGAUACCGAGCGCAGAAGCGCAUGCUUCUCACGCAAACAACAGACGUGCACGCACGCACGCACGCAAAACAGAAAAAAAGACGGAGCUGUACAGAGAACACACUUCCAAUGAACGAGAGCGCUGCAAAUGUCUUCCAGCGCGCCAGUUCAGCCGUAUCCGCCCUUUUCAUUCAUUCUAUUUGCUCUCUUGUCAGCCUUGUUCGUGCUGAGCAACUUCUUACUUUGGCGCAAUUGCGUGCACCCCUCCUUUGCCUGCGCGCAUAUUUGCUUCUUUCGUCUACGGUUAACGCUGCGGAUGUUUACAACUGUCAGGAUAACGGGAGUUUUCUUAAUUAUUUAUCUCUCUCUCUCGCGCCAUUGUUUAGAGUUCCAACGUUCACCUAUCCAAUGCAUUUUCGUCGAAAACCGGAAAAUGAAAUUUGGGGAGCAGCGCGGCGUUGUGGGAUGGGGGAAGGGGAGGGGGGGGAUGUAUUAAUCCUGGAAGAAACAAACACCUCGGGGCUGUCAUAGCAACACGGAAGAUCUCGAGAAAACAAAUACCUUCGGGUCUGCGAGCGUAUAAAGAUAGAUAUGAGAAUAGAAACAGAAAGUGCUUAGGCAAAAGCAAAAGCUACAUGCACGGGCCGCCACGCACAAUCAAGCCAGCGAUAUGAAUGAGGGAAAGAAAAUGUUGCAGGGGAGGGGGACAAAACGCGGGGGGCUUGACAUUCCCGCAACCCUAAUCUAGCUGAGCAAGAUACUGUAUAAGCUGUCCUGUCCUGAAAAAAAAAACGCCUCUCUCCGGUUCGAUAUUUGCCACAGGCGUGCUCCUUCCGUGUGACUGUCGAACGGGAUCGUUUUAUCAGCACUAUACGUUGGCGUUAUACAGCGGAACAAAGCGUGUAGGUAGCUUUUUUUUUUUUUAGCCAUCAUACAAGAUGAGAAAAAUAAAGAAAUUCCAUUGUUUACGCUUUUGCCAAACCCCAAACCUCGCCGUUCCUCAUUUGUGCUACCCACUCCGCUAUCCCAUGCCUGCCGCGAUAAAUGAAUUAUGGCGCACGCAGGGUCCCUGCUCCAGGCUCGUUUCGAACGCCAUCCAAAGGGCAAGAAGAUUAUGUGCCGAGCGCAGCGUUAAAGAAGCAACCAGACCGUAAGGCAAGGACUUGAACGAAUGGAGCAACGAUAAAGAAGGUUUAACGACGAUAUAUCGCCAAACCCCGUCUGUUUCUGUUCACGAGGAGUCUCGAGCUUUCAGCGCAAGUGUGUUUUUCUUUUUUCUUCUUUUUUUUUCGCGCAUUUCAGCGGUGGUCGCGGAGGAGACGGCCAGGAAGAACUUGCGAAAUAAGAGAGCAUAAAUGCCCGCUCGCGCGGCCGGUCUCGAGGCGCGGUCUCGCCCUUGUCGCAAAAAAUUAUCCCAAUCUCGACGGAGGACACGCCUUCGUAAGCUGCCCACGAAGGGCACGACAAAAUCGGUACGCGCCGAAGGCAUCGCCGCGUUUCCCGCGCAAGUUAUGCAGAUUUUUUUACGAGCUCGUAAAAGCGCUCCUCCGCCGCGGCCGCACAGCUCGUAAACCCAACGCCCCUCCCCUGUCGCGGCGUGCGUCGGCUUACGCCCCGGUCUCGAGACAUCGUCGCCAGACGAAGACACUUCGAGGUGCCUGCGAGCAUGGAAGAAACGCGAACGCAGAAACCGCCUAUACGGCUGGCAGAGAAAGGCAUCGGUGGGGACACCGGAAAAGAAGAACACCGGAGGCUCGGCGGAAAAGGGUGGAUAUCGCGUGACACCUCCCGUAAAUUUGUUCCCCUGGAAAACGACGCUCGAAAGCGGUACGCCACGCGUUCCUUUGCCGCAAGCGCAGCGACUCGUCCUUUUGUGGUGGCUCAUCGAGCACCGCCGAAUCGGCCGUCCGCGUUUCCCUCGUGUCCCAUUCUUUCGGUGGAGAUGGCGUUUCCCUUUUACGUUGUGUUCCUCAUUGUGAAAUCGCGUCGCAAGGCAAUGGUUUCUCGGAGGAUUCGGUUGCUUUCUUUUGCCGCUGUUCUUUCUUUCCGUAUAUCUUUUUUCUUCUUAUAGUACUAUACGCUGUACCUCAGUGUGUGUAUGCAGAGCGUCGCUGUAAUAGACAGCAAAUGGGUUUCACGUUGCAAGUACCUCUCCGGACCUAUAAAGUGUCGACGAAAAUGUCGACAUCGCGUUUUUUUUUUUUUUUUUUUCUUGCGAGCGCUGCUUUUUUUUUUUUCGUGAAAAUGCACCGCUGUAAAACUGUUCAACUUAAGAUACAUUUGUCAAACUGCAAGAAAGAGCUACGGCUCCCACCGAAUAAAAUUUAUUUGAUUCACAUAACAUGGCAUCACAUAAAAUAGCAUUGCAAGGUAUGGUUUAUCGUGGAAAUUACAUUCGAUCGCCUAUAGUGCUCAAGUUCCAGUUAUUGUCUCGCAUAUAAGCAUAGUAAAAGUAGUUUAAACGCCUACUUAAUCUUGGAGCACCACGGAAGCACGUUAAUAAUCUGCUGACGACGAUAACGGCUUUCAACUAAUCACGAGCAACGUCCAGCAAGUUCUGCCCUGUGUCGCCAUCCGCGCCUCGUGUUAAACGUCGCACCUCACACGAACACCCAACCCGUGCGCAACAUGCGCCAUAGACCACGUGACAUGUACGCAAAGUUGCAUCUGCACAUACACACAGAUACCCGACAAAAUAAAAUAAAUAAAAAACGCAAAUUAAAAAAAAAGAGUCAGCUCUUCCCAAAUGAGAGCUGCGUAUGUAUUUUUGUAUGCUUGGCCCAACGAUGUUUCUUGGAGGUUCUCUCGUCGUGGCCUUUCCAAUAGUUGACGUUUGCCACGCGUGAUGGGGUCCAAGUCGUGUUAACGUCACUCUACUGUUUGUUUCUUCUGCCUGCGUUGCUAUUUGUAACUGUGGUUGUAAAGUUGUUGUUUCUACUCCACGAUGGCAUAGGAUGUUCAAGAAAAAAAAAAUAAACGUGUCACGGCCGCUCUG
Molecule: messenger RNA, 9349 nt
Organism: Dermacentor silvarum
Lineage: Eukaryota; Metazoa; Arthropoda; Arachnida; Ixodida; Ixodidae
Exons: 2
Coding region: 426-845 (139 amino acids)
Source: RefSeq, a predicted model, not a curated record